GGCGCUGGGGGCGGGCGAGGGGAGGCGGGGGUGGGGGUGGGGGUCCUGCCUGCGGGGGGAGCCGGGGCGGCCCCUUGUCCGGCCACCCCCACUGCCCAGUCCCGCUCCCGGCCGCGGCGGCCGCAGCAGUAGCGGCUCCAGGAUGGUGAGCGCCGCUGCCCUCCAGCCCCGGCCUGUCGCCCCCGGCCCGCGCCCCGGCCCCGGGGCCGGACGCCCCCCGCGGCCGCGCACACUCACCUAGGACCGGCCGGGAUGCCGAGCUCUGUCGAAGAUGCACUGGACACCGGAACACGCCCAGCCUCUCAACCAGUGGCCAGAGCAGCACCUGGACGUCUCCUCCACCACCCCGUCGCCAGCCCACAAGUUGGAGCUGCCCCCCGGGGGUCGCCAGCGCUGCCACUACGCUUGGGCGCACGACGACAUCUCCGCCCUCACGGCCUCCAACCUCCUCAAGCGCUACGCCGAGAAGUACUCGGGGGUCCUGGACUCGCCCUACGAGCGCCCCACCCUGGGCGGCUACGGCGAUGCCUUUCUCAACGGCGCCAAGGGGGACCCCGAGCCCUGGCCAGCGCCAGAGACACACUACCCCUUGGCCUCGCUCCACGAAGGCCUCCCGGGAACCAAGUCGGGCAGUGGGGGCGGCUCCGGGGGCCUCGGGGGCUCCCCGGUUUUAGCCGGGAACCUGCCUGAGCCCCUCUACGCCGGCAAUGCGUGCGGGGGCCCGCCCGCGGCGCAAGAGUACGCGGCCGGCUACGGCGGGGGGUACCUGGCCCCGGGCUACUGCGCGCAGACGGGGACCGCGCUGCCCCCGCCGCCCCCGGCCGCGCUGCUGCAGCCCCCGCCCCCGCCCGGCUACGGCCCCUCGGCGCCUCUGUACAACUACCCCGCGGGGGGCUACGCCGCGCAGCCGGGCUACGGGGCUCUGCCGCCGCCCCCCGCCCCGCCGCCCACCCCCUACCUGCCCUCGGGCCUGGCGGCGCCCACGCCCCUGCCCGCGCCCGCCCCGGCCCGGCCCGCGCCCGCCUCCUACGGCUUCCAGGCCGCCGCUCCGGGGGCGGAGGCCGGGGUGUCGCUGAAGCGCAAGGCCGCGGACGAGGGCGCGGAGGGCCGCUACCGCAAGUACGUCUACGAGCCCACCAAGGCCCCGGCGGCCGACGGCGCCGCCUACCCCGCCGCGGACCACGGCGACGGUCGAGGCCACGGGUUCCGGGCGAAGCCGCCCGGGGCGGCGGAGGAGGCGUCGGGCAAGUACGCCGGCGGCGUCCCCCUCAAGGUCCUGGGCUCCCCGGGCUACGGCCCGCCACUCGAGUCCUUCGACAAGUUCCCGGAGCGCGCGCCGGCCCCGGCUCCCCGGGGGGCCUUUGCCUUGCCGUCGGAGGAGCCCCCCAAAGCGGUGGACCCGGGGGCCCUGGAGCUGGUGACGAGCAAGAUGCUGGACUGCGGGCCCCCGGUGCAGUGGGCGGACGUGGCGGGCCAGGGCCCGCUCAAGGCGGCGCUGGAGGAGGAGCUGGUGUGGCCCCUGCUGCGGCCGCCCGCCUACCCCGGCAGCCCGCGCCCGCCACGGACCGUGCUGCUCUUCGGGCCGCGGGGCGCGGGCAAGGCGCUGCUGGGGCGCUGUCUGGCCACGCAGCUCGGCGCCUCGCUGCUGCGCCUGCGCGCAGCCUCGCUGGCCGCGCCCGGGGCCGCCGAGGGCGCGCGCCUCCUCCAGGCGGCCUUCGCGGCUGCGCGCUGCCGCCCGCCCGCGGUGCUGCUCAUCAGCGAGCUGGACGCGCUGCUGCCGACCCGGGAGGACGGCGCGGCCGCCGCGGGCUCGCUGCUCGCGCCGCUCCUGGCUUGCCUGGACGGCGGCUGCGGCGCGGGGGCCGACGGCGUGCUGGUCGUGGGCACCACCUCGCGGCCCGCAGCUCUGGACGAGGCCACCCGCCGGCGUUUUGUCCUCCGCUUUUACGUGGCGCUGCCGGACGGUACGGCCCGCGGACAGAUCCUGCAGCGGGCGCUGGCCCAGCAGGGCUGCGUGCUGAGCGAUCGGGAGCUGGCGGCCCUGGUGCAGGGCACGCAGGGCUUCUCCGGGGGCGAGCUGGGGCAGCUGUGCCAGCAGGCGGCGGCCGGGGCGGGCCUCCCGGGGCUGCAGCGCCCCCUCUCCUACAAGGACUUGGAGGCGGCGCUGGCCAAGGUGGGCCCCCGGGCCACCCCCAAGGACCUGGACUCGUAUGUGGAGUGGGACAAAAUGUACGGCUUCGGACACUGACGGCGCGAGGGGGAGGCGCGGGAGCCGCUACCCCUCCCUCCCCGGUCCUGGGAGGGAUGUCUGUAACCCACCUGGCUGGGAGGGUGCCGUGAUGAAUGUGGGGAGGGAGGAAAGGAGGCUGUUGGUGGAUUUUUUUUUCCGUGGGAAGGAAAAUGCUUCUGCUAGGCAGAUAGAUGCCAUAUGCGCUGUGUACUCAGGUUUUUUCUAUUUAUUGUGGACGGGAAGCUUGCCAUCUCCGCACCUCAGACGGGCAAGUCUGCCUGGGGGGCCUAAGGAACUCCUGCGCUCUCACCACAAUUCUUGUGUCUCCUCGCUAUCUGGAUGCCUCCCUCCUCCUCCCCCCACUCUCCCCUCUUUCUUUGCUUUCGCUUAGUUUUCUCUCUCUGCCUUAUUGUCACCACUCCUCCAGUCCCCCGAUCCUGGCCCAGUUUCUCGUUUGCUCCUCCCUCCCCUAUCUCCAUCUAUCACCCUCUGCUCUGUCUCCAUCCCUUGCUCUCUAGCUUCGGUGCCUCUUGGUCCUUCUCCCUGCCUUCUGUCCCUCUCAUUCAAAGACUGCAGUGUCCCUUUGCAGGAGAUCUGGAGGUCCCGCGGCGGCGGCGGAGGAGGGGAUAGGGAGUUCCCUCCCACCCCAUUACCCAGCUGAAACCUGGGUCUGGCGGGAGGGGAGGUGUCAAGCAAAAACCACCCAAAGAAGGGCUUGUUGUUGUUUGUUUUUGAGGGGGGAGUCCCAGGAAUGUAGCUUGUUUAAUAUUUAGGCCUCUUAUUUUUGUAAGAUGUGUAGAACUUGCUGUUUUUCUUUUUAUUUUGACAACUCAGGAAGAAACUGACCUCAGAAAGAAUGUUAGACGUUGGCUACUCUCCUGUGUGAUCCCGCCACCCACCCUGCCCCUCAGGGGAGCACAUUUUCCCGGAAGACUUGGAAAGUGAGACUUGUGGGGCAGGGCGGAGGAGGACCCAGGGCUACGCUUAGACCCCUGCUCUUCCUGGGACAGAGGGAAGCAGAAUGUAUUUGUAGGCUUCCUCCCAGUCCUAGGUUGUAGACAGGGGUGCUGGGGAGCGUGUUGUGGGAUUUGAGAGCAGGUGAGUCUGGCCCCCUUUCUGCUACUCCUCCAACUGGGUCCCACUCUCAGCUUAGUAUUUUCUGUGAAGGGUUAACCAGACUUGGGUUGUCCUCGCCUACUUCCUGCCCCAGACCCAGGGUAGCCUGAGAGGCCCCCAUGGGAAGGUGACAGAGGCAGAAAGUCCUCAGAGAGGUCAGUCCACCUGGCCACUGACCAGGCAGAGGUCUCCUAUAAUCCAGGCUAAGGGGAUUGCCUCUGGAGGGAAAGACAGUUUGGCCACAAGUCUGGUUGGGCACAAAACUGACUACAGACUCAACCUUCUCUGUCCGCUAGGAGGCUCUGAUGAGCAGUGAGCAUCCGACACAGGAGAGGUUCUGUGGGAAUAUUCCUUUCUCAUUCUCCUGGGGUCGACGUCUUGGCAGGCAGUGUGAGGGGGGCAGGCUGUUUUAUGCUAACAUUGGGGGUUUAUUCUCAGUCACACCCACACUUUCCACCAGAAGCCCAGGCUUGGGCUCUCUUCUGAGAACCGUAUUCCUCCUCUUCCUACCAACUUCCCUUGAUGGGACUUCAGCCGCUUGCCACCUCCCCCUCUGGAGCCCAUUUCACAACUCUGACCUUUGGUCCAAAGUUGGGGGGGGACAAGCCCUCACCCCUAACUUCUUUUCUCUCCCACCCCAGCCUCCCUCCCUGUACCUGCCUGCCCUUUCAGCUGCUACAGUCCCAGCUGGAAGGGUGUGCAGGGGGAGCAUUCGGGUGCCAAGGUGCUGAGGGCCGCCAGGAAAGCUGCUCUGUUCC
This is a messenger RNA of Myotis daubentonii (Daubenton's bat), 4104 nucleotides long. It is a transcript of the gene FIGNL2, whose product is annotated as fidgetin like 2. NCBI's taxonomy places the organism in Eukaryota, Metazoa, Chordata, Mammalia, Chiroptera, Vespertilionidae. Gene Ontology annotation, molecular function: microtubule severing ATPase activity; ATP binding; ATP hydrolysis activity. The record is from RefSeq and is a predicted model, not a curated record.